CCGGCUUCCGCUUCGCUCACUCUUUCGGGCCGCUCGAGCCGUCUCCGGGGCGACGUGGGGCCGAGUCGGGCUCCCCUCGGAUUGUGAGGUUAUCAAGGAGGGUUGAACAGAUAAAAAGAUGAAGCUUUACAGUCUAAGUGUUCUUUACAAAGGCGAUCCCAAAGUGCACUUACUGAAAGCUGCAUAUGAUGUGUCAUCAUUUAGUUUCUUCCAGAGAUCCAGCAUUCAAGAAUUUAUGACUUUCACAAGCCAACUGAUAGUAGAGCGUUCAGAGCCUGGAAGCAGAGCUUCUGUAAAGGAACAGGAAUAUCUCUGCCAUGUUUAUGUACGGAAUGAUGGUUUGGCUGGAGUGGUAAUUGCAGAUAAUGAAUAUCCGUCCCGGGUUUGUUUCACUUUGUUGGAUAAGGUACUUGAUGAAUUCUCUAGGCAAGUUAAUAGGAUAGACUGGCCUUCUGGGUCUCCAGCAACAAUAAACUAUACAGCAUUGGAUGGAUACCUUAGUAAAUAUCAGAAUCCUCGUGAUGCGGAUGCAAUGACGAAAGUGCAAGCUGAAUUGGAUGAGACCAAAGUUAUCCUGCACAAUACAAUGGAGUCCUUGUUAGAACGAGGAGAGAAAUUGGAUGACUUAGUGGCCAAGUCAGAGAUUCUUGGAACUCAGUCAAAAGCCUUUUACAAAACUGCCCGCAAGCAGAAUUCAUGCUGUGACAUCAUGUGACUCCAUCAACCGUGUACCCUCACCACCUGCUUUGGACUAUCCGGAUUUGAUUUGAUUUCAUGACUCCUGGAGAGAGGCAGCACAUACACGUAACUACAGCAGCAUCUGUUGUUUCCAGAUUCAGCCAUCUCAACCACACUGGAGACAUGAAAUGGGCUACCACGUUGGGGUCCAUGAAAUUAAAACCAUAUUUUAAAAACUAACUUUCAUUGGCAAGAGAGCAUCUUGGAUAUUAGGUUGAUGACAUGAGGGGAGGUAAGAAUGGACAGUGUUGCUUACACACAUUCCUGUUUUGAUCAUCUGGCUGAUACCUGUACGGGGAUUCUCUCCUCUCCUUUCCAAAACUGCAAGCAGAUGUGGACUCACUGUGCAUACAUAAGAGUAAGAAAAACAGUUGGGCUGUCUGAAAGUUCUAAGGUUGCCUUUCUCAGCAUUGCACAGUAUCCUUGUGUCUUAAAAUGUUUGAUGCUAAUUUGGGAAGCAACCCAAAACCCGAUCAAUUUUAAACCCGUUCAGAGUUACUCAGAGAAUAUGGAUCUCUGCAUUCUGCAUGAAAGGAAAAACAAAACCAAACCCUAAGGCAGCCUGAGAACUGAUUAUACUUUGUAAUAUAGAAGGAACUCUAAAGAGGUGGGAAAGGGGUUUUAGGCAAGUAUGGAUAUGUACAUGCUUUUAAAUUUUCUUUGAUCCAAGGUGGGAAGUUUCUUCCCAUCUUGAGUCAGACUUUUUUUUUUUGCCAAGGAUAUAAACAGCAGCAUUGAGCUCCCUCUCUUAUCCAGUACCAUUGCUACUUAUCAAACCCAGGAUUUCAUUCAGAAGUGAUGAUGUGGCAUAGCCCCCUUGGCGCUCUUGAAUAAUGCAGUUUGUUCAGGUUGGGUUUAUUGGCAAAAAGCUGGUAACUUUCUAGCUGAUGGCUUGUUUUUUCUACCCUGUUCUGCAGGAUAUGGAAUGGGGAGCUAUCUUGCAAUCCAGGCCUUUCUUUUCACACUAUGUAUUAUGGCUGCUGUUCUGACAGUGUACCUGCCCUGGUAUUAACCAGCAGCUUUUCUUGAGAAUACUGUACCCAGAAGCAUAAUCUGCUGCUUUAUGCUAGCCCCUGUACCAGAGUCUUGUAGAGUAUGAUUUAUCCUGUAUUGGGUCUAAGUGAGUUAGUUGCUGCAGCCAUGCAGCUUGGUGUUGUCUUGUGAUGUUCUUGGCCAAGCCUACAUUCUCCCACAGUUGGAGAGUUUGUCCCCACUGGUUAGUUUUGUGUAAAUAUAGAAAAUGUUAUUAAUGCUUAUGUCUUUCCGUCAGUAGCACCUCAGCUACAAGGCCCUGUCUUUUGGGGGUGGGGCGGGUAGGGAUGUAUUCUACAGUUGCGUUUCUGCCCCCCUCCCCAAACAUUUUGCUUUAUCGCACCUGGGUUGGAAAUGUCUGCACACAGGUGAACCACCAUGUCCCUUAAAGUCAGCUGACUCCUAAUCAAGGAGUCCUUUGUGAAGCAAUUCAGAUAGGCAAUAGGAAGAACAUGCCACUUGGAGUUGUUGCUUGUCAAUGGUAUCAUGUGUGCGCAUGUGCACAUGGUGGAAUGAUCGCUCCUCCAAUACAUUAACCCAAGAAUAGGGACAGAAGUCCAUCUUCUAGGGUAGGGAUAAGUAACUCAGUAACAUCUUGGGCACAGAUUUCCUAUCCCUGUUGAUAAAACUGACACCACUGACUGAAUCUCCUCUCCAUUCCAGAGGAGGCACAUAAAAAGCCAGGACAGCUUGCCUUGCCCACUAGCAUGGAACCAGUUAGUGCCAAGUAGACAAAUGCCAGAAUGACAAAGGGCAAUUUAAGGCAGAGUUGAAGGUUACUGGUAGGACUGUGAGGAGAAAUCCAAUUUCUGACUUGCAUUGUUCAUUUCUCAAAAUGUGUGUGUCAUACACAAUUGCAUCAGCUCUUGUGACUUCUUGAGCAAACCACCAACUUGCCAACUUCCAUAGAGUUUAUAAAUAUUCAUCAAGCCUAAGGCCAAUACAGUGAAGUGGAGCAAGUGAACAACCUGGGGUUUUAACACAUUUCUGUUCAACUUGAACAGUGAUGGGUGCAUCCUGGGACUUGACAACUUGGCUACAUUUACUUGCCUUUUGAAGCCUUUCUUGAGGAAGAGACUAGGUGAAAGAGUGGAACUGGGCCAGUUGCAAGCUUGAAUCAUUAUGCAGAGGCUGCAUUGGCAGACCUGAUGCAGCACCCUUACGGUGCCAGAAAUCACCAGCCUUAAUUCUUUUUCUUCCUCCAAUGUCUGCUUCAGAUGCACCAACCUAAGGGCUGUUGUAUUUUCUGUAAAGUCCAUUUCUGCAGUGGUCAGUUCCUUGUGGGCUGUUACUUUGCUCCAAAAGAUUGAUUGAGAGGGUAGAAGGAGCACUGCAGUGAGUUUUGUUACUACUUGCCGUAAAAGAAAAUGGUUUCUCCUCUCCUUAUUCUUUAGUCGAGAAUGUACAGUACUGUAGAAACUUGCCUGCAUAUAGAACAAACUAGUUAGUUACUUUUUUGCCCCUUAAGCUCAUCAAUUCCUAACUCUUUCUUAUGUGGAAGCUUUUACUAAAGAUUGUAUUUUAAUAAAUAUUGCUUAAUGUCUGUAUGUACUGGUUAUUGGCAUAUAUCUAUGUGGAUAAAGUUAUCCUUGAUCAUUGAGAA
This is a messenger RNA of Python bivittatus (Burmese python), 3373 nucleotides long. RefSeq names its product YKT6 vesicular SNARE protein (gene YKT6). Gene Ontology annotation, cellular component: Golgi apparatus. Lineage: Eukaryota; Metazoa; Chordata; Lepidosauria; Squamata; Pythonidae. Gene Ontology annotation, molecular function: SNAP receptor activity. Gene Ontology annotation, biological process: endoplasmic reticulum to Golgi vesicle-mediated transport. The record is from RefSeq and is a predicted model, not a curated record.